Molecule: messenger RNA, 1077 nt
Organism: Humulus lupulus (European hop)
Lineage: Eukaryota; Viridiplantae; Streptophyta; Magnoliopsida; Rosales; Cannabaceae
Product: uridine kinase-like protein 3
Exons: 10
Coding region: 1-972 (323 amino acids)
Cellular component (GO): cytoplasm
Molecular function (GO): kinase activity; ATP binding
Source: RefSeq, a predicted model, not a curated record
AUGCUGAAUCCGGCGUUUGCUUACUCAAAUUUCGACAACUUCUCGAGCAUUGGGUAUGAUUCGCUCUCAUGUACUUUCUGUACUCAAAAGUGUGUCUUCUCAGAUGCAUUUGAUACUGAGAAACUUUUAGCUUCAAUGGAUAAGUUGAGGAAUGGGCAAGCAGUAGAUAUUCCAAACUACGACUUCAAGAGUUACAAAAACAAUGUCUUCCCGCCUAGAAGGGUUAACCUUUCAGAUGUGAUAAUUUUGGAAGGCAUUCUCAUUUUUCAUGAUCCCUGUGUUCGAGAGUUGAUGAAUAUGAAGAUAUUUGUCGAUACAGAUGCUGAUGUUCGUUUAGCAAGGAGGAUAAGGCGUGACACAGUAGAAAAAAACAGGGAUAUUGGUACAGUUCUUGAUCAGGUUAGCAACUAUUCAUGUAAUUUUUUUGUGAAGCCUGCAUUUGAUGACUUUAUUCUUCCUACAAAAAAAUAUGCUGACAUCAUUAUUCCUCGCGGAGGAGAUAAUCACGUGGCUAUUGAUUUGAUUGUACAACACAUCCGUACAAAGCUUGGCCAGCAUGACUUGUGUAAAAUAUAUCCUAAUUUAUACGUUAUACAUUCAACUUUUCAGAUACGGGGCAUGCAUACCCUCAUACGUGAUUCACAAACAACGAAGCAUGAUUUUGUAUUUUAUGCUGAUCGGUUGAUUCGUUUGGUCGUUGAGCAUGGUCUGGGACAUUUGCCAUUUACAGAAAAACAGGUGGUCAAUCCAACUGGUAAGCUGACAUCCGUGUAUACCGGUGUAGAUUUUUGUAAGAGAUUAUGUGGUGUGUCUAUAAUCAGGAGCAAUGAGAGUAUGGAGAAUGCUCUAAGAGCAUGUUGUAAGGAAAUCAAGAUUGGGAAAAUUCUAAUCCACAGAGAAGGAGACAAUGGCCAGCAGGUUUCGAUUCCCUCUAUGAUUGUCUUUCAUUUUUUAAUCAACGUAUUUCUAUGAUUCCAUUUUUUAAUCAACCUCUAUGAUAAACUAUUGGUGGUUACAAAUCGUUUUGGAGAUAAAAUAAUUAACUUUUGUCUACCCUUGAAGCCCAAUACCUUGAUC